Molecule: messenger RNA, 1952 nt
Organism: Paramacrobiotus metropolitanus
Lineage: Eukaryota; Metazoa; Tardigrada; Eutardigrada; Parachela; Macrobiotidae
Exons: 3
Coding region: 220-1755 (511 amino acids)
Source: RefSeq, a predicted model, not a curated record
UCAGCACUUGCUUUUGUACAAGUAUACAUUUUGAUCCUCCUAAGUUUGAACGGCAUAAAUAUUCUGCACUUGAAGUGUUCCAGUGUGCAAAGUUCUAUAUCUCGAAAUUCGAAUCUGCCUUUUUUGGCUUCUGUGCUUUGGCGUCGACCAGAGUCGCACUCCACCUCCCCUUGGCCGAGCAGGCAGCCAGAUCACGUCUGUACAGUCGCGAAUUUCACCAUGUUUAUUUACGGACCCGAGGCCGGGGCCGUGGACGCCUGGAACGCCGUGGAUGUCCUGGUUGACGGUGUGCUGCAGCACGGCCGCGUGAUCAACGUAGUGGAGAAGGGCUUGAUCGUCGAUUUCGAUUGCGAGACACAGCGGGCGCAGUUCGUCGAGUACGGACGCAUUUUCCACUUGACUGAACCGCGUGAUGAUUUGAAUCUAAAAGGAGGCGAGAAUGUCCAGGCUCUCGUGCGCGCCGCCCCCGAUGGUCCGUGGCAGUGGUUCCCGGGUAGGGUGGCCCGCGACGGGGGCCUUGACUUUUGCGUCCAAGCGUACAUCGUGGAGGCGCAACUACCACACGGCGCCAUCACGGAGCUGCUGCCCCGGCAACAAGUGCGUUUUGUGCCCUCCAACAACGAGUUAGACAGCCGGCGGAUUCAGCCCACGGAUUUUCAGAUCCGUUCCUGCCUCUUGUCAGCCGUCUGGUUCAACGCGUCGCGUGCGCUCCUAGAUGCCUGUCGACUGCAUCUGCAGCGAAAGCGGUCCGUCUGGUGGACCAAGAUGAGCCACGGGGGGCUGUGGUAUGUGCAGCGAUCCGCAGAUGCUCCGCUGCAACCGCCGGAACUGGAAGCGGUGUGCAUGGAGGGGUUGAAGAAGCAUGAAGGGAAAAUUGCACAGCAACCACUCAGUGCGGCUGCUACGCCGUCAGGGAAAAGGCAGCGCACCGCCAGGGACAGGGGACUGCCCUUAGCCGUUGAGCUACUGGUUGAGACCUUCCAGUCGCUGCAUUCGAUUGAUCGCACGCGUCACCGACGCGUCUGCGCCCUGUGGAACCAACUUCUCACCACCGAAGCUUACUUCCCCGUUGUGCGUAUCUCCUGCCAGCCCGCGGACUGCCCGUUGUCCUGGACGAAUCCCCGCUUCUGGACGCAUGCCGUCCUGCUGCACUGCGUUAACCGCCGCACGACAACGAUCGUUCUGACGCACAUGGAUUUAUUAGGCGACGGCGAAUACGCGGCCAGCAUGAUUCCCCACAUGGCCGGCCGUAUCCCGAGGCUGGUGCUGUAUCAGUGUUUCUGGUCGUACCCCGGGUGCACUGUACGGGACAUUUUGGCCCAUCAUAGUCCUCUCAUGAAAGUCUGCAGUACUGCGGAGCGCGUGGUAUGGUCACAGUGCCGCGUUCGCGAAAAGCAUCUUAAUGUACUAGCUGUCUCGCAGCAUUCGCAUGGCUGCCAGCCAGAAGAACAACUGCGAAUGCAGCUGUGGGAUCUCUUUGAGAAGCAUUUGAUUGUGGACGAACCGGUCGAUCGGAAUGCGGUGUCGGAGUGGAUGAAACAGUGCGCCCAGUACGGCUUCCGCUUCUCCACGACGCUGGCGCUUCACGAUUACCAGAGCGCGGAUCCGCGUCCCUCCAACUGCUAUCGUUGUCGUCGGUGGACGCCCUCCGAUGUCGAGGGACUAGACAUCUACAGUUUAUCCCCGCUGGCGGCGACGGCUUUGCACCGCGUCAUGAUGGAAACGCGAAACGACACUGAUAAGUUUACUGGAUAAUGCUUCUCUCUGUAUAUAUAUGUCAAGUAAUAUACGAGUGUCCGGACUAUGAAGUAUUCGUAUGAACUACCAAAGUUGCAUCACCUGCAUGGUGGGGUUUAGAUUGCCUGUUCAUAUUUGUCCAUGUUAAGGUUUAAUUGAAGAAGCUUUGUCAGUAUUGUAUCCAAUUUACUUGGCAUUUAUGGGCACUGGGCAGC